AUGAGUGAAGAAAGCGCUGUCAAGCCUGGUUCCGGAGCGAAAAAUGAUGAAAAAUCCACCACUAGUAGUGCCUCAUCGCAGACCGCUCCGUCUACUUCCAGCAGUGCAGAGACCAAAUUGUCCAACAAGGAGUUGAAGGAGUUGAAGAAGAGGGAAAAAGCGGCCAAAAGAACGGCUCAAAAGGAAGCAAGUGGGAUUUCGAUAGAAAAACAGCAGCAACAGGCACAGCAGAAAAGAGAAAAAAAACAGGUCCAGAGAGACCAAUUGCAGUCUGGAGCUGGUAGUCAGAAGGGGAAGCUGGUAACAGCGGCGCCGCCAGUCAAGGAAUCGACACUUUAUGGUCAUUUGGAAACCACAGAGGAAAGACGUGCGUAUCUUCUGGCUGUGACAAGUGCGAUUAGCUCUAGUCAAGCUUCCAAAAUCACGGCUGCUGGGUUGAUGCUCCCUCAUGUGGCUAGUUCGUUGAGCGGAGGCCAUGUACCUACGUCCUCUGGUCUUUCUUCUGCUGCUCCUACGACUAACACGCAGUCUCACAGUGUGACCACUGCAGCAGAGGCCUCCACUGCGGACCUUGCACAAAUGUUGGCAACCAUGGCAGUAGAAGACCAGUCUUCCAUGGUUGCUGGAACAUCCACAGUGAUCCCGCAAACGUUGCUCAAGUCCUUGAGCAGUCCUCACCUCAACUCCUCUAUCAAGGAACUGAUCACAAACAGAGCUUUGCUCCAUCCCGCCAUAGCUCAACUAACGUCCGAUAUUGCAGGCUACAAGAUUAUCGGGUCUAUACCUCGUUGUUUGAUGAUGUUAGAGGCGUUUCAAAUUGCUAUUAAGGACUACAAGACACCUGAAGGAACAACCUUGAGUCGUAAUCUCACAAGUUAUCUAUCUCAUCAGAUUGACUUUUUGAAAAAAGCCAGACCCUUGAGCGUAACAAUGGGUAAUGCAAUUCGUUGGUUGAAACAAGAAAUUUCCCUUAUCGAUAUCAACACCCCGGACAUCGAAGCCAAAGAAGGCUUAUGUGAGCAAAUUACUCAGUUUGCAAAGGAGAAGAUCGAGCUUGCAGACCAGUUAAUUAUUGAAAAUGCAUCUCAGCACAUUUCGAAUGGAUCAACAAUUCUAACAUACGGGUGCUCGAAAGUCCUUUGCGACUUAUUCAUUCAUAACGCCACAAAGCUCAACAAAAGCUUUCAGGUCAUCAUUGUGGAUUCAAGGCCAUUGUUUGAAGGUCGGAAAAUGACAGAGAAAUUGAGAAAUCAUGGGCUCAAUGUAAUGUACGUUCUUACAACGAGUUUGGGAACCGUUUUCAACAUGCACAUCAACUAUGUCUUCUUGGGCGCACACUCUAUUUUAUCCAAUGGCUUCUUGUAUUCCAGGGUCGGUACUGCCAUGCUGGCCAUGAGUGCUAAGAGAAGAAAUAUACCCGUCCUGGUGUGUUGCGAGAGUUUGAAGUUUUCACAAAGGGUCCAACUGGAUAGUGUGACGUCCAAUGAAUUAGCGGAUCCAAAUGACUUGGUGGUUAUAGAUUCGAAAAAUCCGGUGGAGAGGCGCGGGAACAAAGGUUUUUUGCUUCAGCAAUUCAUCAAGGAAAGGGAGCUGGACAUUGCCGCUCAAGCCCAGGAUCAAAAGAAGACCGGGAAAGGUGUUACUCAGAACGAGGCCUCGAGUAAAAAGCAGGAUCAAAAGCCUAUACUUGCCGACUGGCAAACAUCGCCAAAGCUUAAUAUUUUCAACAUCAUGUACGACCUGACGCCGCCGGAGUACAUCAAAAAGAUCAUCACAGAAUUUGGUGCCCUGCCACCUUCUUCAGUUCCGGUGAUUCUACGAGAAUACAAAGGUUCAGCGUAG
Lachancea sp. 'fantastica' is the source of this 1842-nucleotide messenger RNA. The record is from the annotation of a GenBank genome assembly. NCBI's taxonomy places the organism in Eukaryota, Fungi, Ascomycota, Saccharomycetes, Saccharomycetales, Saccharomycetaceae.